This is a messenger RNA of Serendipita indica DSM 11827, 2070 nucleotides long. The record is from the annotation of a GenBank genome assembly. Lineage: Eukaryota; Fungi; Basidiomycota; Agaricomycetes; Sebacinales; Serendipitaceae.
AUGUCAACAACCACUUCCCGAAUGCUCCCAGUCGGCUUGAAGCCAUCCGAAUAUGCGAUUCCACUCUCUAGCAUGCCAGAAAACUGGAAAGAGCUCGCGCCGUUUCCGCCAGCACGUGAACGCACGCAAACAUAUGCGCACCAAGAUGCACUCCCGCAUCUGCCUGUCCCGCCACUCGCACAGACGCUUGACAAGCUCAAGAAGAGCUUGCAUGCGAUGAAGAUGAGUGAGGAGGAGAUGAAAGAGGCCGAGCGAAAGAUUGAUGCGUUUGGUGCCCCCGGCGGUGUCGGCGAAGUGUUACAAAAGCGAUUGGAAGAGAGGAGAGAGAUGGAAGAACGAAAGGGUGGAAGGGGUCAUUGGUUGGAGGCGUGGUGGGAUGAUCUGGCAUACAUGGGCUACCGGGACUCGGUCGUCAUCAACGUUUCAUACUUUUAUGGCUUUGACUUACCGCCGAAUACGCCUACACCUCUCGCAGUGAACAAUGUCGACCCAAGCACGCCAACACCUUUUGCAUUGCACAGGGCCGCAUCUACCGCUCGUGGUGCGCUGCUCUUCCGACAGCAACUCCUCACUGGCCAAAUCGAACCAGAUGCGACAAAGGCAGGACCAAUGUGCAUGGACUCGUGGCGCUGGAUGUUUGAUAGCUGUCGUAUCCCACACAAGCCAUCUGAUUACGCCCUCUCUUUCGCUCCUUCUUCGCGUGAUGCAGAUAUCGGCGUCGAUGGACACUUUAUCGUCGUUCGCAAGAACCGAUUCUGGAAGGUGGUCAACACGGUGCAGGAUGCCAAUGGGAAGAAGCGACUACUAUCUACGGAGGAGAUACAGAAACAACUCGAGUAUAUCGUCUCGCAAACGACAGAGCGCAAGCAAGCCGUUGGCAACUUGACAGCAAGCGACCGAGAUAACUGGGCAGAUGACUAUAUUAUUCUAGCCGGAAUCUCUGAGAAUAACAAGGGAGUGUUGCACGACAUUCACUCCGCGGCAUUUGUCGUCUGUCUCGACGACACGUCUCCGACGCCUUCACAAAGCCCCUUUAAAGUGACCCCGACGUCCAUCAUGAAGAACGGAGACUCGACCUCGACCGUCUCUGGUGCGGAUCCUGUCUCGUUUAGCCGCUGGCUGUGGCACGGUGGCUUGGCCGGCGAGAGUAAUCAACUGGGGAACAGGUGGAUGGACAAGGCCGUCCAGUUCAUCGUGGCACCCAAUGGAGAGAUGGGCAUCCUCGGCGAGCAUUCGACAAUGGACGGUACCCCCACGACGCGAAUGUGCGACCAGGUCCUCGAUGCAAUCUACUCGCCCACAUUUGAUCAUGGUGUUGCGUCGGCUUCUUCGAUUAUCCCUGAAGCCCUCGACUUUGAUAUUUCACCCGAGCUGGAGAAGCGAAUUUCGGAAGCGAAGAAGAGGAGUGAUGAGCUCGUGUCGAGUCAAAUCUUGACCUACUACUUGACAGAAUAUGGAAAGCAAGAGAUCAAGACGUAUGGGAUUGGGCCAGACAGUUGGACGCAGAUGGUCGUCCAGUUGGCAUAUGAUCGAUGGUGUCGCAAGCAUGGUAAAGCCCUCGGCUCAAGGGAACUGGCGGGACAAGCUAUUCGGGUCGUCUCGAAUCCUGUUCGACGAUGGAUUGAAUCCAUGUCUGCACCCUCGUCUUCCAACGAGGACAAGAAACGCUUGCUUUCAGAGGCGGCCAAACAGCACAUUUACGACGCAAAGGAUGCAGGAAAUGGUAUGGGUAUCGAUAGGCACUUGCUCGGUUUGCGACUGCUAGUUCAAGAGUCUGAUGGAGCUAAAGCCCUCGAGCUCUUUGAUGACCCGCUCUUCCAACGCGCAAAGAAAUGGGUACUCUCAACCUCUGCAAUCUUUUCCAAGCAUUUCCCCGUCUACGGAUGGGGAGAGGUGGUCCCUGACGGAUUCGGUGUGGCGUACAUGACGGGCUAUGAUGACCGCCUUCAAUUCACCAUUACGUCCCGAAAGGAAAUGGACAAUGAGGGCUUUAUUCGCGAGAUUGAGCGUGCAUCAGAUGAUAUGCGCGCCCUCUUCCGAUCGCAAGAUAUCCCUAGUCCAAAGAUGUAA